ACCAUCGCAGGUGACACAUGUUGCCGACCUGACCUCGACAUCGACCUCUGAUCUUCCAUUCUUGUUAGAUCAAUACGUCCCCUCCCGUCGGCCUCUAUAACACAGUUCUGUGCAGCCUGCGGGCGUUUGCCCUCGAUUUCGCCUGGGGUGAUCCGUUCAACCUUCAUCCCACGCCCAUUCUCCUCAGUCCCAUCGUCUGCCAAACAUGGCGCAGAACUUGGUCUCUACCGUCAUUACCUACCACAAGCCCGGUACCCAGCCGCCGCUCUACGUCGCAGGCACCUUUUCGGACCCUCCAUGGCAGCCCCAGGAGAUGGAUCAUAUGGCCAGGCAGGACGGGGAAUAUGACUUCAAAAAGGAGAUUCGCGCGGAGCCGCGCUCCAGAAUCCAGUAUAAGUUUCGCGUUGGCGAUGGGGAAUGGGUUCUGAAGGACGACGGGCCGACUACGACAGACAGCUUUGGCAAUACGAACCACGUGCUGGAAGUAGGGACUCAGGAAGAGGCGUCAACCACCCAAGCCCAAGACCGGGAGGGCACCCGAGACAGACGGGAAUCCCGAGGCGCUGGCCGCUUGUCGUACGCCAAGGUAGCUGCGAAGCAGUUCGAACCUCCCGCCGAGCAGGCUUCCGCCGGCCGUUCUCGCACGGGUACCCCGAUAUUUGCGAGAACCGCUGCCGAAGUAGCCGAUUCUUCCGCUGAGCUCCUCCACGAGGAAGUGCCGGAGCGGGAGAAACCCGAGGGCAACCGCAACCGCGGGGAAGAGGCAGGGAGGCGGAAUCCUGAUGCUGCCGAACCUGCGCCAAAGGUUGCCGACGCCUCCAACAAGCCCGAAAAGCGCCAGGUAUAUCUUGCUUCCCUUUCCCAUUCACCCCUCGGAGAAGUUUCCUGUGCCCGCCAGCUGACGACUCAAAGCACCGUCGUCAUCCUCGAGCCUCCCGCAGGCGAGGGCCGUCCGUUUCGAGUGCUCCCGCAAAGCGAAGAGUUCCCAGACGACCAGGAAGGGACCAUCGCCGACAAGCCACCGCUCUUCGCUCACGAGUGCGCAGGCAUGCACGAGAUGGACGACGAGCUGACCGAAGAGGAAGGGGGCGACGCAGCUCAAACGCCGCCACCGUUUGAGGAUAUUGACCCUAACAGCGUCGAUCUGAACGACCCGACCCUGGAGCACUUCCCUUCAUCCAGAGAAGACAUCAUGGACAGGGUUCAAAAGCUCAAAACCGGUCUCCCUGCCGACCACGCUUCGUUUAGCUGCAAGCCUCCUAGUCCGGUAGUCAAUCCGUCACGGCGCGGGACCGAAGACAUCACGGGUGAUUUCCUCCUGGUAAACCCUCAAUCCGCAUCUCCUACCACGCGCCGCGCCUCCAAAAACACACCUAGAGGCUCCAUCGGCUCGUUUAGUGCGACGGCCUCGCUCCAUUCCAUCUCGGAAAACGAAGAAGCAGUCGAAGAUGAGAUCGACGACCGUCCUGCUGUUGUGUUUUCGAACCCCUUAAAACCCAGGCCUAAGCGCCUAAACAUCCCGGCCAGUGACGAGGACGAACGUAUCGCCCUGCGAGAAAGCGUGAGCCUUACGGCGCUCAAGUCACCGCGAGCCUCGGUCGUGUCGUCUGAGGGCUCCUCCCCCCCCUCCCCUAAGACGGUGUGGAAGGAUGGCCGCCCGGCCGAUCUGACGUCUGCUGAGGUUGAACUAGGCAAGGAUAAGGAUCGCUCGAUUGAGGAAGUCAAGCUGCACCCGACUCCGCAGGCUAGCGAUCCGGGUCCUGGACAGACCGGUCCCGAGACACGCGGAGAGGAAGCCAAGAAGGAAGACACAGGGAUGACUGAAAGCCCCGUCAGCUACGCAGGCGUUGCAGCAACGAAGUCUGCAGGGGUUACCACAAAGGCAGAGUACACACCCGGCCGCAAGACCAGCGAGGGCCCUGGCGAAAGCAAAAAGACCACAUCCCAGGGCCCCAGGCGGCUUAGCUACGCCGAAGUUGCAGCGUCGAAACCCGCCAAGGCCGAAGCCCCCAGCGAGGGCACGCCUAAGGGUCCGAAGCCUCCGCGGGCCGAGCACCGGCCGGAGAGCGGCGGCGGCGGCAGAGGCAAGGACAGGGCGGCCCCCCACCCGUCCGGUCCCAGGCGCCCGAGCUACGCCGAAGUCGCCGCAUCAAGGCUUUCUCCUCCUCCUCCUCCUCCUCCUCCUCCUCCUCCCCCUUCCAGCGACGACGCAUCCAAGGCCCAACCGGCACCUCCUACUUCUUCCGCCGGUGCCGAGUCGUCCGCAUCCAAGCCCGCCACCACUGACACCAGCGCCGCCGACCGCGAUCAACAUGAAGGCGGGUCUACAUCCAAGGACCUGCGGAAACGAGCAGGUGGCGCCGGCGGCGGUACCAGCGGCCCGGAACCCACCAGGACGUCGGAUUCUGGCAGCGUCGGCGUCCCCGCCGUUCAUCCCAAGUACGGGGCCGACUGGGUCAGGGCCAUGUUCAGGCUCGUCUUUGUGGACUUGGUCGGCGGGGCGGUCAAGAGGGUGCUGAGGCUGUUUGGCCUGGACAGGUUGUUUGGGGCGGGAAGGGGAAGAGAGGGUGAGAGGGACGCGUGAGACGACGUUGUCGAAGGCAUCGUUUCUUUCUUUAAUGUACAGAAAUUGAUCGCACUAGGAAGGAGAGGGAGGUGGUAUGGCAAGAUACGAAUCCAUAUCUGCGGGUUUCCUCCACGACUCGGACUGCUCGAAGGAAUGAGGAUGGUGAUUCAGAAUGAUUCUUCGAUGCAUGAGGUUCGGGAAUAAUAGCGGUAGUUGCUAAUAUUGUAGUUGUUUUCUUGUCAGUAUGGUGUGUCCGUCCGACAGCCUUUUU
Molecule: messenger RNA, 2837 nt
Organism: Thermothelomyces thermophilus ATCC 42464
Lineage: Eukaryota; Fungi; Ascomycota; Sordariomycetes; Sordariales; Chaetomiaceae
Exons: 2
Coding region: 206-2584 (792 amino acids)
Source: RefSeq, a predicted model, not a curated record